This is a messenger RNA of Desarmillaria tabescens, 1611 nucleotides long. RefSeq names its product aspartic peptidase domain-containing protein. Lineage: Eukaryota; Fungi; Basidiomycota; Agaricomycetes; Agaricales; Physalacriaceae. The record is from RefSeq and is a predicted model, not a curated record. The transcript has 5 exons. The coding region runs from base 195 to 1304 and encodes 369 amino acids. Gene Ontology annotation, biological process: proteolysis. Gene Ontology annotation, molecular function: aspartic-type endopeptidase activity.
CGGAAGAAACUCGGAAUUUCUGGCGACCGGCGAACAACCGCGAGGUCGCGAGGGGAGAACACGCGGAAAACGGUAUAAAAUGGCCAUUGUGACAGAACAUAUCUUCACAAUGACUCUCAUCUUUACGCUGUGGCUGCUACUGGGCUUAGACCGUGCUUUCUGACAAUUAAGCUCACACGAACCUACUAACUUCAAUGUGCCCAUCAGUCGUACUGAGAGUGGCUAUCGAACGGUCGCCCUUUCGUAAGCUUCUAUUAGUACGGGAGGCGGACUUGGCUUCAUUGUAUCCUAGGUUGGGUACACCUCCCCGAGAGUUCAGUCUCUGGCUUGACACAGGCUCAGAUCCUACAUGGGUCCUGAGCCAGUCGUGUAUAGAAUCGUGCUCUAUUUCAGAUACCAAACGUACGCCUUAUAUCCCAUCUGAGUCCUCGACCAAUAAUGCCACGGGAGAGACGCUCCGCGUUGACUACCUCGGGGGCGCCGUUGCUGGCACAAUCUUCACUGACACGUUAUCCAUUGCGAACACUUUGACUGGAGUGUCCACACGAGCCCUCCUUGUCGGCUUUUCUAAUUGGGCAUGGCUCGACGCGGACGGAAUGCUUGGCUUGGCUUUCCCUCGCGUAGAGGAGCCCGUCCAUGCCUCCCUCCUUGAGAGUCUCUUCCACCCCGAGAUCCUCGAAGCGCACGAAUUUGCCAUUUAUGCUGGACAAGACCUGUCCCCAAACAAUGGUGUCGUCCAAUUUGGCGGCCACUCCACAGAGUACAACUGUACGGACGUUACCUAUUUCAACAUCCAGCGAUACACAGACGAUAAUAACGCAAUCAUCUAUUGGACGACCUAUAUCAACCGUGUUGACUUCACUUUGAAUACAGACGGGAACACGCACAGUAACACCGUAUUUGUGGAGAACUUUGCGGUUUGGGAUACUGGCUCGUCUCAUAUAACUGUGCCAGAGACUUACAUUGAAAACAUCUAUUCGAGCAUCGGUAUGAACUACACCUUCAUCCAGGAAGGUGGUCGUCCACUGUGCGAAGAUCUUCGGAAACUGGACUUCAACAUGACUAUCAUUCUUCUAGAGGGUACGAUCACCGUCCGCCCUGCAGACCUGAUUGUACCGGGGUAUACGGAGGAGCAGUAUUGCUGGCCUUUGUUCGAGCCGUCUUCUAGCGGUAGGUGGAUCAUCGGUAUGGACCUUAUUCGCAAUUUUUACACGGUGUGGAAUCUGGGUGGCUGGGAUAUACGGUCGGACGAGCUGCAACCGCGGCUAGGGUUUGCAGAGUUGAAGGCUGAGUAUCAUCCAUGAGUGUAAGAUCUGAUUGUACCAAUCUUGCGGUUUAAUUGAUACGUACAACGUAGAUCCUUUUCUAAUAGGUGUAACUUUUUUUUUGAACAAACACUACUAUACAUUAGUCGAGUGAUUCGCACUUCCUCAUAAAUCUCGACUGUCUUAAUUUGAGAGUCUGCCUAGGGGAGACUAGUUUCCUCAUACUGAUGACGACAGUUAUGGCUUUCCUUCCGAGUCCUUCCGUCGUUUUGUCAGCGUCAAACUCGAAAUUGAUGAGUAUGACUCCGCUCUUAUGAUCUUGGUAUCCACAAUACUCCUUUAUCAC